AUGGCUGGCUUUUUUACUUAUCGGCAAUUCUCCCUGGAUGAUACUCCAUCCUUGACCAACAAAGUGGCCGUUGUAACAGGUGGUCAAGCAGGCCUACUUCUGCAUAGGAUUGAGAAGGUUUAUGUGCUUGCCCGAAGCUAUGAUAAGUAUCUACGCGCGCAGGAGGACUGGCAGCGACGUGCUGGUAGUUCCCUGGGGAAGGAUGAUACGAGAGUUCAGUUCAUCCAAUGUGACCUCGCCGAUAUAGUGGCUGCCAAGGAUGCAGCCAAUGAACUCAAGCAGAGAACUGACAGGCUUGAUAUCAUGAUAUGCAAUGCCGCCAUUGGUGUAUCAACCAAGUAUGAACGAUCGCCACAGGGUAUUGAACAGGUAUUUGCUUCAAACUGCGUUGGCCAUCAGGUGUUGGCAACCAAUCUGCUGCCCAUCAUGAAGGGUACUAUUACUCAAGGCAAGGCUAGCAAUGGGCGAAUUGUGGUAGCUAGUUCGUCUCUGCACUCAUUAUGCCGUGAGCUAAAACUCGACCUUCUCACCUCACCCACUCGUCCUAAGCUAGCAUAUAUCGACGGUGUGUGGCGUUAUGCUCGCGCUAAAGUAGGCAACAUACUCUUUGUAAGGGAACUAAGCCUGCGGUUGAUGCAAGAAGAGGAUCCAGCCAGUAGCAAGAUUUACGUUAAUGCCUUUUUCCCAGGUAAUAUCGUUACCGAUCAGUGGAUUGUUUGGGAUGAGUAUGAUGGAGGAGCCCUGGGUUCCCUGCUUAGGCGCCUAUUCUCAAUCAUUGGUCAGAGUCUGGAAGAUGGUGCUGCAAGUGCCAUUUAUUUGGCCGCGAGUCCAAAGGUGAUAUUAAACGGCACUCAUGGUCAGUACUUCAUUCCUGUUGCAAAGCCAUGCGAGACAACUGCCAUUGCUAGCGACUUAAAACUCUCUCGUGAUCUUUGGGGAAGCCCUGGCCUUCCCUCCCAUAAUGAACGUUUCCUAUUGCGCUCAGAUUGGAUAGAGGCCAAAGCAGCAGAGGCUCUAACCCCCGAAGAACAAGACCAAACCCGUACCGUCGAUAAUUAA
Messenger RNA from Aspergillus pseudonomiae, 1059 nucleotides. Its product is annotated as putative short chain dehydrogenase/reductase. The record is from RefSeq and is a predicted model, not a curated record. The coding region runs from base 1 to 1059 and encodes 352 amino acids. The transcript has 5 exons. NCBI's taxonomy places the organism in Eukaryota, Fungi, Ascomycota, Eurotiomycetes, Eurotiales, Aspergillaceae.